This is a messenger RNA of Coregonus clupeaformis (lake whitefish), 804 nucleotides long. RefSeq lists its product as uncharacterized. NCBI's taxonomy places the organism in Eukaryota, Metazoa, Chordata, Actinopteri, Salmoniformes, Salmonidae. The transcript has 7 exons. The coding region runs from base 65 to 775 and encodes 236 amino acids. The record is from RefSeq and is a predicted model, not a curated record.
UUCAAGUGUUUUUGAACAGCAACAAGACUAUCCUGGCCAUUGUGUACCAAAGUUUUUAGGAGGGAUGGAGAAGACAGAGACUGCUCACACUGCACAGCAGCCCACCUUGGAUGACUCACAGAGCGAGUUGGACGAGGAAGAGGAUGAUUGCUUUGUUGGGGGGACCGGAGAGCAGUCAGACAAGGGACAGAGUGGCGCGGAGUCAGAGGGUGUGGAUGAAGAGGAUGACGACGAUGAUGAGAAAGAGGAGGCGGGACCUGCAGCCCAACCCAAGGAGAAGGAUAAGGAUUCCUUUUCCCGGAAGCGUUCUAUCUGGGGUACCACCAAGUACAUCAGCAAGUGGAAAAUGGCCCAUCGGAGAGGCUACCACAUCAACUGCCUGACCGACGACCCAUACCGCAAGGCCAUGAUCAUGCAGCAAGAGCUGGACUGCAAAACCAGCAUUCCCCUCCCUAUGGUGUGUAUGAUUGAGAAGGAGACCCUGCAGAUUCUACAAAAUAUUGAGAAUGACUACAAGUACAAGUUGGGCGCCAGCCACCAUCUGACGAAAGAGCUCCAUGAGCGUAUUGAGAGCCUGAAGUGCCAGGUAUCCUCCAAGGUUAGGCACAGUGAUCCGGCCCCAGAGGUAGGAGUGCUGGCGACCCUGGUGGGGUGGUGCAGGGCACUAUCUGCUAUGCUGGGUUGGGGCAGUGGAGCCUCAGCUACUAAAGAUGAAGAGAACGCUCUACCCCGCAAGGAGCGUCCCCUUGAAACAGACGAGACAACAGAAUUAUAGAACUAAAAGAAUAAAGACUUGAAUUUCAA